GGCAAGUUUAGUUUGCAUCAACGACUGCAGCAGGAGUACACGCCGCCAGCCACGUUGGUGACCUUGCUCUCUUCAUUUCGCCGCGGCCUUGAGGUUGAAUCAAUUGUGGUGUUGAGCGCUUAUUCGAUCUUUCAAAUACCAGGCCACGCCGCAACCCUGCAACGCAGCUUGAGACGUCUUCCUUCCCCCUACUCGGAGUGAUUCAAAGCAGCACACACUCCAAUAUUCAUCUAGGGAGUAGUUUUCGCUUAAGAAGUUCCAGAUUAUUGCGGUUCCAAUAGUGAGCUAUAUAGCGCGCUCUACUUAGUACGCCUCUUCCCUGAUUAUUCCCUGGUAUCGAACAGGCACACGACAUUUUACAGCAAUGCCUCGUGGCACAACUUUGGCUUUCUUGGCCCUCCCUUUACUUGCACUAUCACUCGCGUACUACGCACAAUCAUCCUCCUCGCCUCUUGGACCUGCACCUCAUCUUGGAACUGGACUGCAGCUUUCGCUGGCUCUGUCAGGUCUCAUCGGAUACGCACAAGCCGCCGUGCAGGCGCCUUUCGGGUUCAAAACUGUAGAACAGCCUGCACAAGCAGUAUUUGAUACUGAUGAACAGGACUACACACGCGAGCCUCGUCCGCGUUUCACGCGCAAAAUCAUUGCUGUAGGGGAUAUACACGGUGACAUUGGGAAUGCAGAACGUAUUCUACAGAUGUCCGGCGUCGUGGACGAGAACAAUGAUUGGAGCGGCAAUGUGGAUGUUUUUGUGCAGACCGGUGACAUUAUUGACAGGGGUGACGAUACCAUCGAGUUGUUUAAUUGGAUGGAAGACCUCCGAGAGCAAGCCUUGGCUGUCAACGGCAUCAUGUUGUCGAUCCUCGGAAAUCAUGAGUACAUGAAUGCGAUAGGUGAUUGGCGUUACGUCCUGGAGUCGGAGAAGAAGACUUUUGAGCCUCGCGAGAGCCGCCUGGAAGCUGUUACAACUGGCUGGCUCGCGGAUGCAUGGGCAGAGAACUAUACUACUGCUGUGCGACUUCCUCUUCACGGUUUACUUGGCCCUCCCAACACCGAUUACCCAACACCAGAUGGAAGCGCAUUUGCACGUGCCAAUGCAGGACCUCUUUCGCAUGCUGCUUUCUCAUUCGUGCAUGGUGGUUUAGCUCCUACAUACCCUAAUCUCCAGCCAUUCCCGAGUGCCAUUAAUAACCUUGGGUCAUCGCUUUUAGAUAGGCUGAGGGAGCGCAAGCCUCAGCCACUGCCUCACCCACCCAGUUCGUACCCCGGUCUUCCCGUAGGCACGACUCGCGAGGAAGCCCGCUUGUACGGUGGUGACGGGCCCCUGUGGUACCGUGGCUGGGCCGAUGAAGAUGAAAAGAAGGUGUGCCGGAUGGUCGACGAGGUUCUCCAAAAGACGGGCACUCGCCGUAUGGUGAUGGGUCACACACCGCAAUUUGACAGCAUUGCAGCCAGGUGUGACGGAAAGGUGCUCAUCAUUGACACGGGUAUUUCGCAUGCUUAUGGUGGUGCUCUAUCGGCACUGUCAAUUGAGUACACGUUGGAGCCUGUAAAAGGUGGAGGAUGGAAAGAGCAGGAGAUCGUCAAGGCUCUAUACGCUGACAGUGAUGACGAGCUGAUUGCCGUCAGCACGCGGGACCUCGAGGACCUCUGGUAGACCUCUGCAAGAUUUCGCGACACCAUUUGGUGAUUCCGACUGAAAACCUACAGGCCGCGGAGGAUGGUGGUGAGACGUAAUGAAUGUUGAAAGGUAGCCAGGUGCAAUGACUUAUGGUAUCGUAGAAUGCUCCUCGUUCUGAGGGAUCUAUGGAAUUUAUGAUGAGAUUUGUGUUAGUGUUGUGUUGUGAGUUUGAUAUAGGUGUCCGAAAAUCCUUAUCCGCAC
Molecule: messenger RNA, 1882 nt
Organism: Suillus clintonianus
Lineage: Eukaryota; Fungi; Basidiomycota; Agaricomycetes; Boletales; Suillaceae
Product: Metallo-dependent phosphatase-like protein
Exons: 5
Coding region: 365-1657 (430 amino acids)
Molecular function (GO): hydrolase activity
Source: RefSeq, a predicted model, not a curated record